This is a messenger RNA of Coprinopsis cinerea okayama7#130, 1842 nucleotides long. Its product is annotated as cytoplasmic protein. The record is from RefSeq and is a predicted model, not a curated record. The transcript has 8 exons. The coding region runs from base 1 to 1842 and encodes 613 amino acids. Lineage: Eukaryota; Fungi; Basidiomycota; Agaricomycetes; Agaricales; Psathyrellaceae.
AUGAGAACCGGUUCUCUAGCGGUCGCGUCCCUUGGCGCGUCUCUGGUCGCUGCAGGCGUUGCCGCCAUCACCUCACCCUCCCCCGGCGAGCUCGGGCUCCUCCACAACCAGCUUGUUCGACGAGACGGGGACCAUGGUCACCAUAACCCACAUGCGCAGCCCAUCCUCGAGCUCAACGAAACCGAGAUCCUUCUUCACCACUCCCCGACCCCGCCGUCGUACUACACCAUUGACUGGGAGGGAGAGGGCGAUCCUAACGAGACGAGACACCCUGGGCUCAUGAUGGGACAUAUCCUCUUCAUGUCUCUCGCCUUCUUCGGGGCACUUCCAGCAGGGAUUGUGCUUCGUUCUCUAAGACACCCUGCCCAUGGGGCAGCCAUGAUUUCGUUCUACGUUCUAUCUGCGCUUGGCAUAUCAUCCUCUGUCUUAUACUGCAAACUUACUCCGAACAUGUACGAAGGCUCUGUACACGGCAAACAGGGUUACUUUGUGAUGGUCCUCGCGAUCCUACUGUCUGGAGUCGACAUCGUCCAAGGGCUACAGCGCCUUCUUUCCUUUAUCCGCAGCGACAACAAGACUCUGAAAGGCUUCUGGCGUUUCGUUGUUCUCAACCAAAAGCAGGAGGCUAGACUUGACCCCGAGUAUGCCGGCCUCGUUGUCGAUGAUCCCGAGGAAUUGGAAUUCUCAAAGUUGACGCAUGAAGACUCCCCCGAUUCGCCAACCGAAGAUGGAACCGAGAGAUGGGCAAACGAAGUCCAGAGACAUAGACGAUUCUCAUCUACGCUAUCCGAGAGAACUGUUUUCAGUCCGCAUUCGGCAACACACUCUGAUGACACGCUGAACGAGGGUCGAAAAGGAAAGCCGACGAGGAGUGGUCGGUGGCUAUCAUGGAUUGGGCAGCGAUCAUUCAUUGUGGCCGAAAGGAGCUUGGUUGUGGCCGGAUUGGGACAAGUCAUCAGUGGCAUAGUGGUUUACACAGGCGGUUGCCGUGAAAAUUACAUCAACGGAUGCCUAGCACAUUUGAUCAAGGGUGCCAUCUUCUGGUGCUACGGUCUGCUCACUUUUGCCCGUUUCCUGGGCUCUUUCGCUGAACGUGGAUGGGCUUGGAACCAAGCCCCUACGAAACAAAGGUUUACAGCCGAAUUCACCGAGUCGUUUGUUAUCUUCCUGUAUGGAGUAACCAACACCUGGAUGGAACGAUUUGGGGCCAAACCUGGAGACCCAUAUACAACGAAGCAAAUCCAACACAUCAGCAUCGCGGUGAUGUUCUGGUUCGCAGGUCUCGUGGGGAUGGGCAUCGAAUCCCGAAGGGUUCGCCGAUGGCUUGCAUCUUCAACGUUUGCAUCGGUUUCUAAUCCCGCUGAAAUGCCUCAAGAUGCUGUGACCGAACCUCCUAGCUACCGGGGUAGCUUCAAUCCCUUCCCCGCCCUCGUCAUUGGUGUGACGGGAGCUGCAAUGGCUGCUCAUUUCCAGACCUAUGUUUUCCAAGUGCAGAUCCAUCAACUCUGGGGCAAUCUUCUCGUCGGAUUCUCGGUACUCCGGUGUCUGACCUAUUUCUUCCUCUGGCUUUCUCCACCUAAAUCUAUCUUGCCGUCAAGACCGCCAACGGAAGCUUUGGGCAGCUUCUUCCUCGCUUGUGGUGGAAUGGUGUUCAUGUUUUCGACUGAGGAGGUCACUAUCGCUGCAAUGCGCCGUGGCCGUGACGAUGUCAUGAUGUUCCUCAAUGUUGCUGUUGCACUGACUUGCCUCGCCUUUUGCUGGACGCUGUUCUUUGUGGGACUGAAAGGUUACUUGAAAUCUCGACUUCACCCAAAUGUCACGUACCGUAGUGCAAGCGCAUAA